Clupea harengus (Atlantic herring) is the source of this 1799-nucleotide messenger RNA. Its product is annotated as troponin I, fast skeletal muscle-like. Gene Ontology annotation, biological process: cardiac muscle contraction; skeletal muscle contraction. NCBI's taxonomy places the organism in Eukaryota, Metazoa, Chordata, Actinopteri, Clupeiformes, Clupeidae. The record is from RefSeq and is a predicted model, not a curated record. Gene Ontology annotation, cellular component: troponin complex.
CUUAUAAAGCAGCUGUGUUGAUGCCAGUGGCAGCACCAUUCCUCCAUCAACCUGUCCAGACCCUCAGCUCCUCCAGUCCAGUUUCUCAUCAGAUUGGUUUUGCACACUUCAAUAAAAAAAAGUUGUCAUUCCAUCACAGCUAAGGAAACCAGAAAAGUGCCAAGAUGGCUGAAAAAAAGAUGACAACAAGCCGCAAGCAUCAUCUGAAGAGUGUGAUGCUUGCAAUUGCUGAAAAGCGGAUGGAACAGGAAGCGGCUGAACUUAUAGCUGCAAAGGCAGCAUACAUGAAUGAGAACUGCCCAGAGCUCUCUCUUCCCAGUGGGGUGGAGGAACUACAGAAAUUGUGCAAAGAGCUAUAUUCGAAGAUUGACAAAGUCGACGAGGAGAGAUACGACGCAGCAGGCAAAGUGACAAAGGGAGCAAAAGAGAUUGAAGAGCUGAAGUUCAAGGUUACAGAAUUGAAAGGUGUGAAGAAGCCAGCUCUGAAGAAAGUGCGCUUGUCCGCUGAUCAGAUGCUUCAUGCUCUGCUGGGCUCCAAGCACAAGGUCAGCAUGGACAUGAGAUCCAACCUGAAGCAGGUGAAGAAGGAGGUCAAGGAGGAGCCUGCAGUCGCUGCUGGUGACUGGCGUAAGAAUGUUGAGGACAAGGAGGGCAUGGGUGGCAGGAAGAAGAUGUUUGAGGGAGCUGAGGCGUAAAUUUGAGAGCCUGACGAAAUUGAUAUCUGACACAACAACAUGGACAAAGUGAAUGGCAGGAAGAAGAUGGACUGGGGCCAUUUGUACUUGUGUGACAUGUUGUUAUGUUCCCUUCAUUUUGUAUUUUUUUUUGACAGAAACAAAUACUGUUCAUUUCUCAAAAUGUACUACAUUUAGAUAAAAUAGGCAAGUUACAGUUGCAUACCAUAAUCAUUAAAAAAUAUUUUGUUUUUGCAGACACAGAUUUGUCUCUUGUAGUAUUCAGCUAUAAAGCACAUUUAUUCCACAAGAUGUCGACAGAGAUCUGUCUCUUACCUCCUUGUCCCCCUCUCUUUCUCUCUCUUUCACGUACGCUUACACAGACAGACAGACAGACAGACAGACAGACAGACAGACAGACAGACAGACAGACAGACAGACAGACAGACAGACAGACAGACAGACAGACAGACAGACAGACAGACAGACAGACAGACGCACAAACCAUACACACAAUCUGUUUCGUCAAUCUCUCUCCCUCCCUGUCAUACUUUCUAGCAGUUUUAAUCUGUAACAAAUGUAAGACCAUCUUGUUUAGCUGUAAUAGAUCCCACAGAAGAGUUUUUAUUCAGUAAUGCACGUGUGCAGUGCAAGUGGAAAGUUAACACACUUGAACACAAGCGAGUUGGUGAAAUGGUGAGUUACAUUUUGCUUUAUAUGACAAAAACUAAAUCCUUACAAAGAAUGUAAUUGCUCUGUCUUUAUUUUAAUGAAGAUAUCACACCCCUGUUUAUAUUAAAGGUAUGACGCAUUGAUUCAGUCUGUACAGACAUGUUACAUGUGUGUUUGACCAAACUUGUGGUACUGUGGCUGUCUUCUAACAGGCUCAAAGAGCUUGGGCACGAACAACAGUAGAAAGUCAAAGACAGCCUGAAGGGGGACUGAGGGUGAGCAAAAGGAAGACGGCAACAUGAAGAAAUACUUACCCCUCUGUUUCUAGUCCAUAUUACAGACAUACUGUACUACCAAAAGACCCCACAACCACUACCACUUUGACCUAUAUAGCGUUCACACUCACACACUCACUCACACACUCAGACACUCACACAUUCACACACUCACACA